Messenger RNA from Staurois parvus, 384 nucleotides. The record is from the annotation of a GenBank genome assembly. NCBI's taxonomy places the organism in Eukaryota, Metazoa, Chordata, Amphibia, Anura, Ranidae.
UGUCCCUCGGACACAGCAGAUCACCGAUCAACGGAAAGAGCCGAAGAUGGGGCAUGUGCACUGAUCAUCAGGGCACUGAUGAUCAGUGUGCCCUGAUGAUCAGUGUAGCCCCAGCAGUGCCACCUGUCAGUGUCCAUCAGUGCCAGCUGUCAGUGCUUAUCCAUGCCACCUAUCAGUGCCACAUCAAUGCCACAUUUCAGUGCCCAUAUGAGCUGCCUUUCAGUGUUACCUAUCAGUGCCACCUAUCAAUGUCAGUACCGCCUAUCAGUGCUGCCAGUCAGUGCUACCUAACAGUGCCAGUCAGUGCCGCCUAUCAGUUCCAUGUAUGAGUGCUGCCUUUCAGUGCCCAUCAGUGAUGCCUGUCAAUGCCCAUCAGUGCCUCCU